GCAGAAUAUGAGAGAAUGCGAAAAAAAUGCGUCGUCAUCGCCAAUUUCAAAAGUGCAUACUGUGCAGGAAUUUAUGUUAGUUUAUACAGUUGUUCGUAUACUUGCAUAAUAAUAUGAAAGGGGAAUUAUUAAGAUGGGGGAUUUGUUCCGCUGGAAAAAUCAGUAAUGAUUUUGUUCUCUCACUGCAAAAUUUACCAUCUACUGAGCAUCAGGUUCAUGCAGUAGCAGCACGAGAUAUUGACAGAGCGGAGAAGUUUGCUGAACUGUUUUCGAUUCCUAAUUGUUACUCAUCUUAUGAAGAAUUAGCUUCUGACAAAAAUAUUGAUGUUGUGUAUGUUGGUGCCAUACACACUCAGCAUUACAGGGUGACGAAAAUGAUGCUUGAAGCUGGCAAGCAUGUUUUAUGUGAGAAGCCAAUGUGUGUGACUGGUGGCGAAGCAAAGAGUCUUAUUUCCUUUGCUCGAGAAAAGAAGCUUUUCUUGAUGGAGGCAAUUUGGAGUCGUUACUUUCCUGCCUACCGUCAUGUUCGUAAACUUCUCGAUGACAAAGUGAUUGGUGAAGCUAAACAUGUUCAGGCAAGUUUUGGUGAGUCUUCUGAUAAACUUGUGCCACGAGUUGCGGAAAAGGAAUUGGCUGGAGGUGCUUUGUUGGACAGAGGUGUAUAUGCUGUACAGUUCGCACAAUUUGUUUUCAAUGAGACACCAGUUGAACAAAUGUCAAUGGGGUCCCUUUUACCAGAAUCAGGUGUGGACACUAAGGUUCAUAUCAUGUUGAAAUACUCCAACAACAAGACAGCUGUUGCUAGCACCUCUAUAGUGGAGAAUCUGCCCAAUGAUGCUGUGAUUAGUGGCAGUAAGGGAUCAAUACGUGUGUGUUUUCCACUUUGGUGCCCGAGCAGAAUUGAGGUUUCCGUGAAAUAUCAAGAAACCCAAGUGUUUGAAUUUGAAUUGCCACCAAUACCAACUUUAGAAGGGAGUAAAUUCAACUUCCGGAACAGCCAAGGUUUAAAAUAUGAAGCUGAAGAAGUUAGAAGGUGCAUAAUGGAAGGCCUAACUGAGUCACCUGCUCUAACCCUGGAUGCCACUCAAGACAUUGUAGAUAUAAUGGACAAGGCUAGGAAAGCAAUUGGUUAUGACUUGCCGCAAGAUAAAGAAUGGUGUUAAUAAUAUGUGCAUUACCCAUUGUCUGUAUUGCAUUGCUGUAUAAUUGUAUCUUUAAUUUAACUGUUUGGGUGACACUUUUGAUCUUAUAUUCGCAUUCAUUGUGUAUGUAAUAUAAUUUAAUUUAAAAUUACUGAGAGUUAAUUUAUUAUGAUUAAUAACCAAGUCAUUUCAACCAGGUAAAUACUAUAUGGUAACUCAGAAGCAGCAUGAGGUGUAUGAAACAGAACACAACCAUUGUUGCUUUAACACGCGAGGAUAAUAAGUUACAUUCAAUUCAGAUUUUACCACUUUUUUUUCUGAAACAAAGUAAUUACUAAUUCUUCAUGCGAUGAAGCAUAACAGUAAAGUAAUAAAAUUAGGAUUACGUUAUA
Ciona intestinalis (vase tunicate) is the source of this 1534-nucleotide messenger RNA. RefSeq names its product trans-1,2-dihydrobenzene-1,2-diol dehydrogenase-like. The record is from RefSeq and is a predicted model, not a curated record. Gene Ontology annotation, molecular function: nucleotide binding. Lineage: Eukaryota; Metazoa; Chordata; Ascidiacea; Phlebobranchia; Cionidae.